AUGGCCGUGCUGAGCACAGACCCCACGGUGCUGGGCAAGUACCGCGCCGGCUUCAGCGAGUGCAUGAACGAGGUGACGCGGUUCCUCUCCACCUGCGAAGGGGUGAACACCGACGUGCGCACCCGCCUCCUCAACCACCUCUCGGCCUGCCUGAGUCAGAUCGUGGCCAUGAACUACCCACCACCUCCUCCUCCUCCUCCUCCUCCACCCCCUCCGUCCAACCAACCCGCACAUCUGGCUCAGCAACCCCUGCCCGUGCCCUGCAAACUCAACCCCGCCGAAGCUUUAUCCCCCAAAGUCUACGGGGGUUUCCAGCUCGUCCCCGCAACCGACGGCCAGUUUGCUUUUCUCAUCCCCAAUCCAGCUUUUCCACCCAGCUCCGGACCGGUUAUUCCUCUCUAUGCCAACGCCAACGUCCCGGUGUCUGCCGGUGGUGGCUCUGGGAACCCGGUCACCCCCUCGGCAUCCCCGGUGCAGGGUUUGACAUCCUUUGGGGGCAGCAUCGUUCCAGCAUCCCAGGCGGGGAGUCCCAUCGCAGAGCGCACUGAAUCCGUCUGGAGGCCUUGGUGA
This is a messenger RNA of Chaetura pelagica (chimney swift), 570 nucleotides long. RefSeq names its product hes family bHLH transcription factor 4 (gene HES4). Gene Ontology annotation, cellular component: nucleus. The record is from RefSeq and is a predicted model, not a curated record. Gene Ontology annotation, biological process: anterior/posterior pattern specification; regulation of neurogenesis; regulation of transcription by RNA polymerase II. Bases 1 to 570 code for a protein of 189 amino acids. The transcript is spliced from 2 exons. Gene Ontology annotation, molecular function: RNA polymerase II cis-regulatory region sequence-specific DNA binding; DNA-binding transcription factor activity, RNA polymerase II-specific. NCBI's taxonomy places the organism in Eukaryota, Metazoa, Chordata, Aves, Apodiformes, Apodidae.